This is a messenger RNA of Dendronephthya gigantea, 1546 nucleotides long. RefSeq lists its product as uncharacterized. The record is from RefSeq and is a predicted model, not a curated record. Lineage: Eukaryota; Metazoa; Cnidaria; Anthozoa; Malacalcyonacea; Nephtheidae. The transcript is spliced from 7 exons. Bases 161 to 1342 code for a protein of 393 amino acids.
CAGUGAAAUAAUCAUGCAUAAUUCGCCAAUGGUAACUAAACGUACUUCCAUACAAUAGACGACAUAGUUGAUAGAUUUACUUCAAGCGAUUUAAACUGGGUUACGCGAAUUUCCAAUCCAACAGUACAAAGAAUUGUGUGAUAUUUAACUAACAAAAUCGAUGGCCACAGCCAACGUUCUCAGUAUGAAAUGGGUUCUUAUGUGUCUACUUGGAGUAACUCAAGCUCUACCUGAAAGAUGUUAUACGUCCCCAGCCCUUGGCAUGGAGGAUGAAAGAAUUAGAGUUUCUCAGAUUAUGUAUACUAGUGUAAAGAAAGGAACUACGGCGUUUGGUGAGCAAGCUCGUCUUCACCGAAAUAUUCCACAGUGGGGUGCGUGGUGUCCUGAUACAAACCUCUUUGGGUCCAGUGCAGAAAAUAUCAACUACGACCAGUUUAUUCAUAUUGAUUUAUUGCAUUUGACCAACAUCAGUAAGAUUGCAAUUCAAGGACGAGAGUAUAACGGCGGAAGAGAAUUUGUUGGGAGUUAUAAAAUAUCAUACAGUAAGAAUGGAGACGAUUGGACCGAUUACGUGUAUCGAAUAAGGGGAAAUCUACUUGAUACGAUACUGACCGGGGCAAACAAUUCAAAAUUUGUUGCACGUAGAGUUCUAAACCCUACUGUAAAGACGAGGCAUAUUCGGAUUCAUCCGGGUUAUAAGAAGGGUGAGAAUGUGUGUAUGAGGUUGGAGCUAUAUGGCUGCGCAUUUAAAGAAGAUAUAAAAGGUCGACCAGUGAAGAAAGGGAAUUCCUCCACAAAUACGACGGUUUUUGCAGGCUGUGAAGGGCAAAUAAAAAAUUCGAUUGCGAUGUUUUUCGCGGGUGUUGCCAUGACUCUAGGCACCGUACUGCUUGCAGUAUUCGUAAUUCAGACAUUCAGAAGAAAUCGCCUUGUUGCAAAGUCGACCAGUGUAAAUGCGGUCCAUAUGCAAACAGCGGUCGAGUUCCAAACUGAACCAGCUAUAGAACAACAACAAGAAAAUCGACAGGUCGCAGAUUAUGAUAUUCCAGGUAGCAGCAGAAUGUCCCCAAACGAGCAAAUUCAAGAUCCACAACUUGUACCCUUUCCGUACACUGAGCUUGAUAUACGCUAUGAGAACAGGAGAGAAACAAAUGAUCGAGCCUACCAGGGACUCCUCAGAAGCGAAUCAGAUUAUGUCAUACCAGCUCAUACUGUGUCAGAACCUUCAAACGCUGAAGACCGUGGUGAAGUCAAAACGCCUUUAGGCUACACAGAGCUGGAUUUGACGAAACUUGGCCAGGAAUGUGAUGCUUCUUACCAACAUCUGAUAAUUAGGAAGUAAUGUGAAGCAUUGCCGAAAUUUCUACGUUCUAUCCUUUUCAUGUAAAUAUUCUUGUAAAUCAGUUGAGCAAAUAAUUAGUUGAUCAGAUAAUUGACAGUUGAUCAGAAAAUAGUUUGAAAUAAUAUAAUAACACACAUUUCCAGACAGUUACUCGCGCGUGACGUGCAUUUCUAGUUUUCCGAAUGCUUGUGUUCUUGAAAUAAA